Solanum dulcamara is the source of this 2260-nucleotide messenger RNA. RefSeq names its product growth-regulating factor 7-like. NCBI's taxonomy places the organism in Eukaryota, Viridiplantae, Streptophyta, Magnoliopsida, Solanales, Solanaceae. Gene Ontology annotation, biological process: DNA-templated transcription; regulation of DNA-templated transcription; developmental process. The transcript has 4 exons. The record is from RefSeq and is a predicted model, not a curated record. Gene Ontology annotation, molecular function: ATP binding. Bases 523 to 1992 code for a protein of 489 amino acids. Gene Ontology annotation, cellular component: nucleus.
UUCUGCCUUACAACACAACGGUGCGAAUGUUGGAAGAAUGGAAGCAAACCAAAGGCCAAGAAUGGCGGCAAAAACAAAAAAAAAAAAAAAAACUUUAAUAAAUCUCCAAAAUAAUUCCCAUCUUCCUCAUAAGUACCCAAUAUACUAAAAUUAUCUAAAGUAAUAUUUAGCCUCAUUUGUCUUCAUUGUAGUAGUAACAAGAACAGUUUGAAAUCAAAGAUGGUGAGGGUGAGGGUGAGGGUGAAGGUGAGGGUAAAGUGAAGAGUUUCCUAACAGGGUUUGGUCUUAUAUCUCCUUUUCUGUUUUACCUUUUUUGUUAGUCAUUGACAAGGAAAGCCAGUGACUUUCAAAGAGUUUUUUCUUUUUCCAUUUUUAGGGGUGUGUGUGUAGAGGAGGAGGGUGCUAUUAAUGGCUUUAGCCUUUUGGACAAGGCAACAUCAACCCUAGAUGGUGGAAAAAAAUUGCUAUAUCAUUUGUUACAGUUACCAACUGUAGAAUACUGAAUCAUUCCCUUCCAAGAUCAUGAUGGGUCAUCAUCAUCAUCAAGAUCCUCACUGUUCUUCCUCUGAUGGUGGGGCUAACAAAAUAACUUCUUCUAUUGAUGAAGCUAGUCUUCUUCUUCCAGCUCCUCCUCCUGCAGCUACUGGUGGUGGUGCAAGGACUUUGCCGCCUUUUGAUAUUUCUACCAACUCCCAAGGAGGGAUGGCAACUGCACUAGGGUAUCCUUUUACAUGGGCGCAGUGGAAGGAACUUGAGAGGCAAGCUAUGAUCUACAAGUACAUGGUCUCAGCUAUAUCUGUUCCUCCAGAUCUCCUAUUAUCAAUUUGCACAAAUUCUUCUGGAGCUUCACAUACUACCUCAGCUACUGGAUCGGUAAAAGGCCAGCGAUACACAAAUAUAAGGGAUAUAGAGCCUGGAAGGUGCAAAAGAACUGACGGCAAAAAAUGGAGAUGCUCGAGAGAUGUAGCCCCUCAUCAGAAGUACUGUGAGCGUCAUAUGCAUAGAGGUCGUCCCCGUUCAAGAAAGCAUGUGGAAGUUCAUGCCGCUGUUAGCAACGCCAGUGACAAUAAGAAGACUCGCAUUCACGUUGCUCCUCUUGAAUCUACUCCGGUAGCUGUUCCUAUGCCCACACCUGCUGGUCAAAUCAACAGCCCUUCAACAAAGCAGUCUCUUAGAUCUACCUUUCAGCAAAUUCAGGGUCCCCUGUUUUUCCAUGAUAAGAUGGGGGGAAAUAUCUCCACUGAUCCCUCUUUCAAUGAACUACACAGAAGUUCGGGCUGGAUGAUGGAAGGUGAGUUGGUAGCAAAGGCUAAUGCUGGACAACAAUGGGAACAUUUGAUGGACUCAAACGCAGGUUUCACAGCUGAUGGAAGGUUUCAUCCAGAUUUGCAGCAUGGCUACAAGGAAGAGGCAUUGAAUUUAUUGGCAAGUAGAGAUUUGGAAAGAACUGAAGAUGUGAGUGUCAAGCACAAUGGUGAGUUCAAUUUCAUGAUAAAUCCUGAAUUAGUAAAGGAUGUCUCUAGGGACUUGAUUAACACAUGGUCCAAUGAUAAUAUUUACAACAAUAGUAACAAUGAGAAUAUGGAGGCUUCGUUGUGGCCAUCGCUAGGGAAUAUCUCUCCAUCAUCGCUUAAUUUGUCUAUUGCUAUGGCUGCUGGUGAUGCCCUUGAUGAGGAUAUGGGUUUGGAUAGUAGAUUUAUGAAUGCUAAUCAGCACAAGUUUUGGGAGAACAGUUUCCCUUUUGCAUCUGGAGGACCAUUGGCUGAAGUUUUACACCCUAGCUCAUCUAUUAGUCUUGGUGACAACCCAGCCUCAUCAUACACAAGCAAUGGCGAUUCGAUCAGCCCUGCAGCAACGACCGUCUCAUCACCCUCUGGAGUUCUUCAAAAGACAUUGUUUUCGCACUCGGAUGGCAGUGUUUGCAACAGCCCAAUUCUUGCAGCUCCGACUAAUAUUACACCUGAGACGGUUCAAUUCCAGUGGUUAAGAUAGAAUGCCAGAAUGGCUCUUCCUCUUUUUUUCUUUUUUUUUGUGUUUGUUUUACUUUUCUUGCUUUCAAUCCAAUGGUGCUACAAGUUUCCAAAGUGACUGUCUUCACUUUCAGGCAAAUCUCAAUUCCCAAACACAAGAUCAAAGAACUUUUAUACUAUUACUAUCGUACAAGUUGUUUAGGAAAUAUGUACACUUGUUUAUGUUCCUGAAGUGUUGUGCGUCUUAACACUUUAAAAUGAUCUAAUCUCGGGUUUAUCAUGAGAAUAAA